ACAGUACACACACAGGUCAUGGCCACUAGUCGUCGAUCCAGGACUAGUUCUGGUCAAAAAAGACUGACUGAUAGAGGGGAUUAUAAAUCAUGGAGCCUACUAGUUUAUAGACAUCUGUCAAAUACAUAUUUUUUUCACAAUAUAAUUCAACUGAAAUUGAAGGAUAAAAUGAAAAAUAUAGGCCAAGCUCAAGACUUGGACCACAUGGUAAUGCCACGUCACAGCACCUGACAGAAAAAGACCCCUGGAAAUCAAGGGAAGUGGCAGUCAACUUUAUUGCAGAACAGCAUCUCCAAAAUGGCAGAGGCUCAGUUUACACAGAUCACAUCAUCAGGGCUAAAUUCCAUCGCAUCACUCAGAGAUCCAUUAACAGACGAGCAGGUGGAGCCCAUGGAGGACACAACGCCCAUCAGUUUCUCCAUCCGGCGUCCCUCCCUGGGUGCCAUACUGGACCUGGCGUACUGGCGCGAGCCCAAGAAGUCGGGCGCGCUGUUCGGCGGCUCCAUGCUGGUGCUGUUUGCCCUGGCCACCUGCAGCGCCAUCAGCGUGGUCUCCUACGUCCUGCUGGCCGUGCUCUGUGUCACCAUCACCUUCCGCGUCUACAAGUCGGUCAUACAGGCCGUGCAGAAGUCCAACGAGGGACACCCAUUCAAAAAACUGAUGGACAGAGACAUCACCAUUUCACCAAAGAAGUUCCGGAGACAUAUGGACUAUGCUCUGACCCACCUCAACAAGUUCCUAUUGGAGGCCAGGAGACUGAUCCUGGUGGAGGAUGUGGUGGAUUCUCUAAAGUUGGCUGGUAUCAUGUACUUCCUGACUUACAUAGGAGCUGUCUUCAAUGGUGUCACUAUCCUUAUUCUUGCUGACAUAAUUUUCUUCACCACACCUAUAUUGUAUGAGAAGAAUAAGGGUGUCAUUGACCGUUACAUCACACUUGCUCGUUCUCAAAUUGAAACCAAGCUGACAAAAUUGCAUGACAAACUACCAGGAUCGGUAAAGCGCAACAAAGCAGAAUGAGUGUCCAUGACAUCCACGUGGACCUGUCAACGCAGGAGUCUCCACAGAAGUCUUUUUAAUCAAAUCAAUGCUUUUAUUUUUUCUAAUAAACCUUUCCUGAACUACCCCAUCUCUGUCCUUGGUGCAGAAGUCCCCACUGAAGUCUUGCUCUUUAUCAGUGCCAGUUUGUUUUUAUACACCUCCUUAACUUCCCCUUUGUAAGUGCUUUUGGCGAGGACAUUGUGAUGUUUUAUGUAAAUCUUUUGAAGCAUUUCCAUUUGGGUGAAAUAAAUGUACAUGUCCACUUGAAUAUGUUUGAUUGUGACUUCAUCCAAA
Engraulis encrasicolus (European anchovy) is the source of this 1332-nucleotide messenger RNA. Its product is annotated as reticulon-3-B-like. The record is from RefSeq and is a predicted model, not a curated record. Gene Ontology annotation, cellular component: endoplasmic reticulum membrane. Lineage: Eukaryota; Metazoa; Chordata; Actinopteri; Clupeiformes; Engraulidae. Bases 298 to 1017 code for a protein of 239 amino acids. The transcript is spliced from 8 exons.